This is a messenger RNA of Racocetra fulgida, 337 nucleotides long. NCBI's taxonomy places the organism in Eukaryota, Fungi, Glomeromycota, Glomeromycetes, Diversisporales, Gigasporaceae. The record is from the annotation of a GenBank genome assembly.
CGCGUAUUCUUGUGAUCCUUCAACUUGCAAAUCUCCAAAAUGUUUUUGUGCUGGAACAACUCCUCCUGGAGGUCUUUCUCUGGACGACACUCCGCAAUUUGUCUUGUUUACUUCUGACAAUGGUCUUUAUAAUGAUUGUUGGAAAGGUUUUUGUGAUCCUGCAAAACUAAAAAUUCCGGGAUUCUUUGAAAUUCCAAUGUCUGCCCUUAUCGGUAUGUAUACAAAUAUACGUUUAUAUCAAUAUUUUAAUUUUGUUAACAAAAGUUAUUAUCAACUUUUAGAUGAACAAGGACUACCUCAUUUAAUGGAUCCAUAUCUCGAUAAUACUACUGAUGUU